UCCCGGUGGGGAAGGACCACAGUUUAAGGUUCAUCACCCGUGGGAGUGUGAGGGGUCGGGUGGGGAGGAGAAUAACCCUCAUCAGCGGUGUGGACAGAUAAUCAACAUGGUGCCCCAGGAGUGGGUGGAAUUGUUAAUUUGGAAAAGGAUUUAGUGCCAACGCCUGCCUUUAUUGUUGAUAAUUUUAUUAUACUGGUCACAAGACUAAUGCACAUACGGAACAGAGCUUUGGAAGCAGAAGUCAGUGCUCAAGAUUUUCAGCCCAGUUAUACACGAACUGCUGAAGUGACUGUCUGCCUUCUCUCAACGACAGCAGAGAUUUCAGGAAGUCAACGAUGACCAACAGACUGGAACGAUCCAACUCAAUGCAAGGUGAAACUCUUUACAGAAUUUUACAAUUGCCAAGGAAAUCUUCACCGGAAGAGGUCAAGGCAGCAUAUAGAAAGCUAGCUCUGAGGUACCAUCCAGAUAAAAAUCCCGAUGACCCCACGGCAGCUGAGAAUUUCAAGGAAAUAAACAGAGCCCACAGGAUCCUCUCUGACCGAAGGAAGAAACGCAUCUAUGACUCGUACGGUUCAGCCGGGCUACACGUGGCCUCCUUGCUAGGGGAGGAUGGGGAGAACUUCUUGGCCUCAAGGAACCACUGCUUCAUGAAGCUUGUGACCUAUUUCUGUGCAAUUGCAACGUGCUGUUGUUGCUGCUGCUGUUGCUGUUACUGCUGUGGUAAAUGUUUGCGAAAAGAUGUGCACACAGAUGACCUAAACCCUAUUCUGGUCCAACCAUACACUGUGAACAGAGAUACGAGUCCAGUAAGCCAAGAGUUUGAUCUCAGCCAAAACAGUUAAUUAAGAAGUGAGAUAUUUACCUUCAAUGGAAAUUGUGGGCUGUUUCAACCCUUGGAAACUUGAUAGAACUUCUACUAUAAGUAACUUUUCUCCACCACCUAGCAUUUGAUAAAAAAAAUCUUAAGGGUUGAAGAAGAGAGAACCAUUUGGUCCCUGAAGUUGAUUACAUGCGCAGACCAUGUAAAAUCCUUACCAUCAUGGACUACGGCCAUUCAGAAAUACAACCAUAACAGAAUGAAGACUGUAGCCAAACCAGAUUUUCUUUCGCUAGUCUCCAAAUCCCAAAAUUGCCCUUCCAGGCUGUAGCGUGAAAGGUCAGUUUACUUGCCGGUUGAAAGCUGCUUCUGCUGUGUUGGUCAUUGACUGGCCCGUUCAAAGAACGCAGAAGCUCUGUCCCAUAGGUGUACAGCUUCAGGCCCAUUCCUUUGUCUCAGGGCACUCAUCGUCACAUUGAGGUUAUGACCAAUGCAGAAGAACCAUUGGGAAAGUAUCAAACACAAGGAAAUCUGCAGAUGCUGGAAAUUCAAGCAACACACACAAAAUGCUGGUGGAACGCUGCAGGCCAGGAAGCAUCUAUAGAAAUGUCGACUGUGCUUCUCCCUAUAGAUGCUGCCUGGCCUGCUGCAUUCCACCAGCAUUUUGUGUGGAUUGGGA
Molecule: messenger RNA, 1499 nt
Organism: Mobula hypostoma (lesser devil ray)
Lineage: Eukaryota; Metazoa; Chordata; Chondrichthyes; Myliobatiformes; Myliobatidae
Product: dnaJ homolog subfamily C member 5-like
Exons: 6
Coding region: 336-845 (169 amino acids)
Source: RefSeq, a predicted model, not a curated record